UAAAAACCAUACCAGCAUUAAUCCAUCUCUCUCCAACUGAAUUGUCCUUCCUCUCUCUAUCAUUAGUGCGGCAGCGCACAAAUGAUCCUCUGUGCAUCGUUUCUCUUUCUAAAUUGAUCCCCUCUCUCUCUCACAUAUGCGCAGUAAUUCAUCUCGCUCUCAUUAAAUUGAUCUCGCUCUGUCUAAAUGAUUCUCUCUCUCUCUAUCUUCAUUUUUGCGCCAAAUUGUUCCGCUCUGUAUCAUUUGUGCACUAGUGCACUAAUUCAUCUCUCUCUCUAAAUUCUCCGGGCUGGCCAUGGUCUACUUUGCGAAUCCCCCUGCAAAAACGCCCUAAUUUUGCAGCCCUUUCAUUACCAGCAAUAAUGCCUGGUCAUGGCGAUCGUCACUGGGGACCGCUACCUGGAUCUCCUCGUGAAAUUCACAGAGAAACACGCUGAAUCCCUAUUAGAAGGAACCCUAAUUCUGAAACUGAACCCAGUGGGUCUUCACUAUGUUCAUUCGAGGCUUGAAGCCCUUGAAGAAUUGGAAGGCCUCAUUGCAGGGGCUCCUGUUGAUUACCUUCGUGCUUAUAUCUCUGAUCUUGGAGAUCACCGGGCUCUUGAGCAGCUUCGUCGAAUCCUUCGACUCUUGACUUCUCUGAAAGUGGUUUCCGUUCUUCCUCCACCUGCUAGGGAUCCGGCUCCUCUCUCUCUCAGGCCUUUCAAUCGACUGAGGUUUCUUGAGCUUCGAGGGUGUGAUCUCUCGACUUCGCAGGCUAGGGGGCUUUUGGAACUCAGACACACUUUGGAGAAGAUAAUAUGCCAUAAUUCAACAGAUGCUCUCAGGCAUGUAUUUGCUGGAAGGAUCGUGGAUAUUCGUGAUUGUCCCUUGUGGAAUCGUUUGUCAUUUGUUUCAUGCUCCUGCAAUGGUUUAGUUCUUAUGGAUGAAUCAUUGCAAUUGCUUCCAGUCGUGGAAACCCUGGAUUUGAGCCAUAACUCUUUUGCCAAAGUGGAUAAUCUUUGGAGAUGUACGAAAUUGAGAUACCUGGAUCUUGGAUUCAAUCACCUUAGAACAAUUGCUUCACUGAAGGAGGUGACAUGCCCAAUUACUAAGCUUGUCCUGCGUAACAAUGCUUUGACAAGUUUGAAUGGGAUUGAAAACUUAAAAUCAGUUGACGGGCUUGACCUUUCUUACAAUAUUCUUUCCAACUUUUGUGAGAUUGAGCUUCUUGCAAGCCUACCAUCUCUUCAAAACUUGUGGUUAGAGGGCAAUCCAAUCUGUUGUGCUUGGUGGUACCGACCUCAGGUUUUCAGCUUUUUUACCAGUCCAGAGAAAUUACAAAUAGACGGUAGAGCACUCAGUGCAAAAGAGACAUGGAAGAUGCAGAUCCUCGUUAAGAAGAGGCAAAAGCGCCCUGCUGGAUUUGGGUUCUAUUCUCGCGCAAAGGAGUAUGUUCAACAAGAUGGCAGUUUCAACAGGCAAAGCAAAAAAUCGUCCAGGCUUGCUUGUAUUGAGGAUGCAGAAAGGAAGAGUAUUUUCGAAUCAAACGAUCAUGAAUCAGGAUCCUGUGAUAGUGAGCAACAAAGAAUAGACGACAAUUAUGUUCCUGAGGAUGAAGCAGAAGUUCUGGGCCUAAUGAAUAGAAUUGAAUUGAUGAAAAAAGAAAGGUCUAUUCUUUGGUUGCGAGAGUUCAAGGAUUGGAUGGAUCAUCAAAGUGACGGGGAUGCAGGGGAGAACAGUAAGCUUAUAGGCUCAAGUCCCAGGAAAGCAAAGUAUAAGAGAAAUAGAAGUCAUAAACGCCUUGGAGAGAUCUCAAGAUAUGUUUCAGACUUGCAAGAUUCAGAGGAUGAGUCUAGCACAAACAUUUUAGAGUCUGAUACUUUAUCUCAAGAUAAUUUUCAUGGUGACGAUAGCCACAGAAUUAUCAAUUCUAGCAAAAACUUCAUUUUUGGACCUUCAGCGAUGAAUGAUAGUCGGGAAACCACACCACUGUCAGCAUUCACGAAGAUGGAUCCGAUGAAGGACCUAAUGAGUGCUUCUGCUAAUGAGGUGCAGAAUUUACUGCAACAUCCUGAUGUACUUAUGAAUGAGAUGGGCAGUGAGAAGGAUGGAAAGAGAAGUACUAAGUCUAUGACAUCCUUUGAUGAGAUAAUGGAAUCCCGCUCUUCUUCUGUUUUCCUGGCUUCGCCACCUCAUUAUAGAGAAGACAUACUUCAUCGACGGCAAAACCUUGAGGAGGAAUUCAUGCAGCUAUCAGCUGGUUCCUAUACGGGUGGCUCAUCAGAUAGUGAUACCAGUAGUGAUGACACUGAUUCCUUCAUACUCAAUGCCUCCUUUGCUGGAGUUGAUCAAACACUGAAUGGAGAUGCCCUGAAGGAUAAUGUAGGAGGCAAACUUGACGAAGAACUCUCUGUUGAAGAUUAUUAUGAGAAUAUUCAUGGCAGUGAUCAUGACUGUCGCAAAAAUGGAGGAAUUAGUUAUGAAUAUGCUGACCAAACAACUGGAAUUGUGAAAGUUUCUAUGUUAGAUCAUGCCAAACCAUCUUGUAUGGAUGAUAUUUUGACUGACUCUGGUGGUGGCAUUGCUGACCAAGUUAUGGCCCAAGGUGUUGAUCUUUCAGAAGUGCCUAAAAGGAGGCGAAAACCAAAAACAAGGGUUGUUUCACUCCCUGAGAGUUUGCCUAUCGGAGAGAUCUCCCAACAAAUUACUGGUGUUUUGGAUACUGAUUGGGCUAACUUGGAAUAUGUUCAACAAUUGUCUGAAGGGAAGAACUCCAAUCGUUCAGUUAAUAAUGGUGCAAACUGGAUGCUGAGAAAAAGAAUGGAUGAAUCUCUAAGAGAUAGUGCUGAUGGUUCUCUUUCAAAAUUGAAGUCUGAUGAAUAUCCAAGUGAUGAAAAUGAUGACUUCAUAAGGAACUACUUCUGUUUGAAGAUUGCAGAUCCAACAGUGUCUGAAACUUGUCAGCGUUAUGUACUUUGCAGCCAUCUAGAUUUACGCCACCAUGGCUCAGGUGUUAUGGAGAGAGAAAUCGCUGUGUUGCUGAGCAGUGAAAACAAGCUCUACUUGUUGUCGAUAUUCUCCAGAAACUGUAGGCAAGAGGUUGCUUUGGAAAUUUUGGGAAUCUAUAGGCUUGAAGCCAUAAAAGAGGUGGUGGUUGGAAUGGGACUUCAGAUUUUGAGGUUACACAUUGAUGGAGGCGCAACUUACUUGCUCAUAACAGAGACAAUUGAAAAAUCAAAGGAGCUGCUGGCUCUACUGCAAAUCACAUCCAACAAAGAAAUGGAUAGCUGUCGUUUGAUAAGCUGGGAGCAGGUUCAAGUCAAUUUGCUUUAUAAGCAUAUCUGUGGGGGUAUGAAGAUGAGCAUUGUCCUAUACUCAUUGUUGCUGUUUUGGCAAAAGAGUUCCAAAGGCUUUGGCUUAGUGGUGGACGUAGCGUUUGGGUGAGGAACGUCAGGGAUUGGACCUUCUGAAGUUUGUCCUAACCAUAUCAAACUAUUAAGGAUAUAACUUGUGGGGAUCCAUGGAUAACUCUACAAAUCUCAUUCUUAAUUUGUUCAUACCGGAUCUGUACAAAAUCUUGUCAAACUUAUAACUAUGCUGGUCUUAUUUGUUUUAUACUCUUGUAAUAUACUAAUAUCUGAUAUUGUCAUGGGCAUGUUUGUAUUAUUGGCAAUAUCAAUAUGUAUAUGUGCACACACAGACAUACAUACAUAUAUAUAAGGACAUUCAAGCACGCAAUGGUUAGCUUUGGACUAUUCAUUGCAGAUUUAGCCACUCUCCUCUACUCGCGCAUUAGCUCUGUCUUCUUUCUUUUAUGGUAUCAUAGCUUGUUGGUUGGAGAAUGGUUCAAGAGGCUUUCAUCGAAAGUUGACAUUUAACCCUAAUUCUAUUUCUUUCCCUUUUCUUUUUCCUGGUAUUUUUCUUCUCAAAUUCAAACCCUAACUCUACUUCUUUCCCUUCUCGAGUCUAACCUUUCUUUCACUACAUACCCUAAUCUUCCUACCUCCUCUUAACCGUUUUAUUCUCUCAAUCAAUAUUCUUCUAUCAUACUUACUUUUGUCUUGAAAUCAGAUUAGAAUCUUUCAUAUUCUUCCUCUCAAAUCAGAUCUCAAAAAUCCAAAUCAGAUCUGCAGGAACCCUAAAAUUAGAUGUUAAAACCUUGAACAUGAUAUGCUUGACCUAAAAUCAGAUCUAAAAAUUUCAGAUCAGAUCUAAAUUUUCUUUCAAAGUUUAUAUUUAGGGUGUGAAAGUUUCAAACCCUAAAUUCUCGUUUUUUUUGUGAAACCUAACUAAAGUUUCAAAAACCAAAUUCUCUUUGUUUUGUGAACCUUAAUUUUCCAUCAUGUAUUCUUCCACAUGUGGUCUCUAUUAAAUUUGAUUCUACCAACUUCAUUAUCUUGGAAUAGUCAAAUUAUUUCAAUGAUAGAUGGUUUGACACAGGCCAGUCAUUAAUAUGCUGGAUAAACUCCACUCCCUCUGGACAUUAUAUCUCAAGUGAUAGGUCUUCAUUCGACCAAAGAAUUGUGGGAUUUCCUUCAUGAACUUACUCUCAGUCAUCUAAUGCAACUUG
This is a messenger RNA of Amborella trichopoda, 4549 nucleotides long. Its product is annotated as Outer arm dynein light chain 1 protein. Lineage: Eukaryota; Viridiplantae; Streptophyta; Magnoliopsida; Amborellales; Amborellaceae. The record is from RefSeq and is a predicted model, not a curated record. Gene Ontology annotation, cellular component: cytoplasm. Gene Ontology annotation, molecular function: protein binding.